This is a messenger RNA of Ramularia collo-cygni, 459 nucleotides long. RefSeq lists its product as uncharacterized. The transcript has a single exon. Bases 1 to 459 code for a protein of 152 amino acids. Lineage: Eukaryota; Fungi; Ascomycota; Dothideomycetes; Mycosphaerellales; Mycosphaerellaceae. Gene Ontology annotation, cellular component: membrane. The record is from RefSeq and is a predicted model, not a curated record.
AUGAUUCCAAUAACAUCAACCUUCGCGCUCCCUCUAACCCUUUACUACACCCUCCUCCAAGUCCGCGUAAUCUCAGCUCGAAUUUCCUCCAAACAAUCCCUGGCCCAAAGCUCUCCCCAGCCCGCCAUCAAAGGCGAUGACAAUGGAUCAGAAUCUCCGUCAGACCCUCUCCUAACAGCAACCCGCUGCCAAUCGAACUUUUCAGAAAAUGUCCCCUUGGCACUUCUCCUUGCGGGAUUCGUGGAAGCUAAUGGCGGGAACCGCAAAGCGUUAAUCACGGCAUUGGGGAUGUUGACUGUUGCGAGGGUGAUGCAUGUGGAAAUGGGGUUGAUGGUAGAGGGAGGGAAGCAUCCGCACACGGGAAUUGGGAGGCCGGUGGGGUUCUUCGGGACGGUGGGUGUUGUGGUUGGCUUGGCAGGGUAUGGAGCUUGGUUGGGAAGGGGCGUUUGGGGAUUCUGA